This is a messenger RNA of Zymoseptoria tritici IPO323, 1672 nucleotides long. RefSeq lists its product as uncharacterized. The transcript is spliced from 2 exons. Gene Ontology annotation, biological process: regulation of DNA-templated transcription. The record is from RefSeq and is a predicted model, not a curated record. The coding region runs from base 1 to 1578 and encodes 525 amino acids. Lineage: Eukaryota; Fungi; Ascomycota; Dothideomycetes; Mycosphaerellales; Mycosphaerellaceae. Gene Ontology annotation, molecular function: DNA-binding transcription factor activity.
AUGGCCGGCCGAUCCGCACAUGUCAAGACCGAGCAAUUCGACAUGGACUCGUUCUUCGACUUCAACCAAGGCACGAACCAACAAUCCCCCGUCACCGCGACCGCCUCCUCCUCCCGCAACGACAUGAUCUCUCCAUACGAACAAGAAGAGCGCCAACAAUUCAAUGGACCGAGCCACGACUAUGGCCAGUUCAAGCAACAAGUCGGCCUUCCUGCGGGCAGCGUCGCAAACAUGCCACAGAUGAACUACGAUGGCUUCAACUCGGGCAUGAGCGACAUGGACUUCAACUCGGGCUUCGGAUACAACUCCGGCCUCGACAUGGACGCCGACAUGUCAAUGGACUUCAACAGCACGCAGCCUAUGCCGCCCAUGUUCUUCCCUGCCAACGACAGCCCCAUGACCAACUUCGUCAACCCCAACAGCGUUGGCGGACACGAGGAGCCUCACAGCAAUGUUGGCCGUCUCUGGCCUGGAAUGCACAGCCAACAGGCACAGCAAGCGGCCAUGGCCAAAGCAGCCCAGGCGCAUUCCGUUCAGCAGCGUCAGAGGAAUCUGCAGGCACAGCAGGCCCAGUACCGCCAAGCUGCCAAUCCCGCCCAGAGCCAAGCUCCCGCCUCGCGGCCGCAAGGCAAUGGUCAUGGCAAGCGUGCCUCUCACACCACCGAGCCACACGUGGAGGAGAGCAUCUCGCGUCUGUUGAACCAGAUGCGUCAGAACUCAUCAGUGCCGUCUGACGAUGCGGAUUCUCCAUCGAACAUGCUACCCAACAUUGCUCGCAUGAAGAAGGAUGAGGAGGAGAUGGACGAGGACGAGCGUCUUCUCGCGUCCGAGGAGGGCAAGAAGUUGUCUAGCAAGGAACGCCGUCAACUCCGAAACAAGGUCUCGGCUCGUGCUUUCCGCUCGAGGAGAAAGGAAUACAUCGGUCAACUCGAGGGCGAACUUGCCAUGAAGACACAGGAGAGCAACACACUCCGAAACGAGAAUACGGCCCUGCAUGCAGAGAACGAACGCUACCGCACACUGAUUGAGACACUCCUUCGCCACCCAUCAUUUACUCCAUUCAUCAACGACAUCAGCAAGGACCCUUCAUCUCUGCUGCAGAGCGCCCCGCCGCAACAACAGCAGCAGACGCAACAAGCUCCUCAUCAGCAGCAGGCUCCUCCGUCUCAGUCUCAGCAGCAACAACAAUCGCAGCAGCAGCAACAACCGCAACCCGAUGUGAAGCCUGCCUUUCUCGACUUCGACGCCUCUCAGCUUCAGAUCCCGCAACCCCAAGAACAGCAACAAGAAAAUGCCGGACUCGCCAUGAUUCCCGAGGACAGCUUUAACAAGCUCAACCUCUCCGGCAACCUCCGGAACAUGAACUACAGCAAUUUCAAUAGCGUCAAUGCUUACGCUGUCACCGAUCUGCCGAUGGGACCUGAUCCUCAAGAUCUCCUCUUCGACUCUUCUACUGCCUACGACUCGAUGGAUGCCUCUGCUAUCUGCUCUGCUUCAAAUCCUGGACUUUCACUAUUGCUUGCAAAACUGGACAACGCGGCGCAACGAGUCGGUGGGGAUGGUCAGUCUUUCUUCUAGCUUGUUUGCUAGCUAUUGAGCCAAUACGUUAAUUGUAUUCCUCGCAUUCAAAUAUGUUUCAUACCAAUAACCUGGGUCCCACUAGCAUGGUCGA